CAAACGCCCAACUCCUUUUCAAAAUACGCGGAGAUGUCACUAAAGAGACGGAACCGUGGAUUAGCGGUUAAUGACCUCUGGACGCCACACUUCUGGAACGUCCUUGACCGAAUGUAGAACCACGGACACAGAAAUCCUCAUAAGAGAAUAAACUCAACUUUGAAAAGUGUCACAAAGAUCAUAUAUUUAUUUGGACGUUCCGCUUGACGGUGUACAGAUUCAUUUUGAGGAUGGAUAAAGGCACAACUGCUAAAUCAUCAUCUGCUGUGUUCACCCCAAAUUCUGCUAAAGGAUGGAUGAAGAAGAAGGAUGGAGCCUUACAAGCUGCAAAAUGGAAUGCUUCUUUAGCUUCUAAAAUCAAAACUAAAUUAAUGAAUAACUCGUCUAUGUUUAAAUUAUCUUUGCAACAAAAUAACAAAGCAUUAGCUUUGGCUUUGAGUGUUGAAAAAGAAAAUUCUCGCAAGCUAAAGAAUGAGAAGAUUUUUCUUCAGAAGGAAGUAGAAAAACUCCAGCUUCAUAAUAUCUCGCUUCGUCAAAAACUAACUUGUUUGAAUAAAACCCUUAUUGGAAUAGAGGCAUUUUUGAAUGAAAACCUCUUAACUGCAAUAGAAAUAAGCAGCCCUUCUGAGAUCUGUAGAAUUGCCAGCAAAGCUUCCUUUCAUUGCAAAAGCCAAUGCAGAGCAGCAAGGUAGCCCUUCUCCAGGUGAAGCAUCAC
Cinclus cinclus is the source of this 715-nucleotide messenger RNA. RefSeq names its product shugoshin 2 (gene SGO2). The coding region runs from base 231 to 692 and encodes 153 amino acids. The transcript has 5 exons. The record is from RefSeq and is a predicted model, not a curated record. Gene Ontology annotation, cellular component: chromosome, centromeric region. NCBI's taxonomy places the organism in Eukaryota, Metazoa, Chordata, Aves, Passeriformes, Cinclidae.